Messenger RNA from Eimeria mitis, 219 nucleotides. RefSeq lists its product as uncharacterized. The transcript has a single exon. Lineage: Eukaryota; Apicomplexa; Conoidasida; Eucoccidiorida; Eimeriidae. The record is from RefSeq and is a predicted model, not a curated record. Bases 1 to 219 code for a protein of 72 amino acids.
AUGCCGAAAAGAGAUUUCCAUGAAUUCGAAGAAAACCACCAGCAGCAGCAGCAGCAGCAGCAGCACCACCACCACCACCACCACCACCACCAACAGCAGCAGCAGCAGCAGCACCACCACCACCACCAGCAGCACCACCAACAGCAGCAACAGCAGCAGCAGCAGCAGCAGCAGCAAAAAAAAAACUUACAUGAUCCCACCAGCAUUCCCAGAAGUUAG